UUACUUAUUACUUACUAUUGGUUUUAUUUAAUUGGGAUAGAAGUUCGUUUUAAGUUUUAAUCGUGAUCCAGUACCUAGCUAAGUGCGAGGUAAAAGAUGUAAGCUCUAAAUCAGAAACUCGCUUAUUGCAGCUAUGUACACUGGACUUCCCCACAGUGACCAUCCGGAGGUUGGGAUUUAGAGUUUCAAUAGCUUAAACUUACUCCAAGGCCUUACGAUGGCGCUCUUAUAGCCUCGUUGGGGCCCCGGAUUACGAGUAUCUCAAAAGAGACGCCCGCUACGAGUUAUUGUGCCAGUCGACUCAUGGACAAUUUACAGCUUGUUUACCUUAGAAACCGUACCAAAGACUUACCAAUUCUCAAUGAAGGUAUCACUCGUUCUCUACGUCCUGGCGUGUGCCUUCUCGGCCAUGGCCUCCAACAUUCGCCGUAAGCACUCUAACAACGCCGACAACAACGCGGAGGACUUCCAUCCCCACGAGGACAUCCCCCACAUUUCCAAGUACGAACACAACAAGUACUACGAUGAAGAAACCGAUGAAGUAUCGUAUCAAGGCAAGCCUAUGACCUGCGUCCCCCGCAAAAAACUCGAGGCCCUUCUCAACCAGUACAUCUCGACCUUCUCAGGUAUCGAAGACGGCGGCAGGAUGGCCAAGAAGACCUUUGAUGAGGACCUCAAGAUCUACUCCCAGACCCGAUGGUGGAUAACCACUGCCGUAGGCGGUGAUCUUGACAAGAAUAUCAAGAAGUGGGCCAAGGCCGAUAGUUUCCCUCCAAUCUUUGAAAAUCGCGCCCAGUUUAUUAAGGCACUUAUCCGCAAGAAUAAUCCUAACCAAUGGAAGAAGGGAUUAGUCACCUACGGUUGCAAUACCUUCACCUUCUACUGGAAGGGCGACUUCUCGAUCCCUGAGUACCCAACCGUAGGCCGCACCUAUGGCAUCCACAUAGUGUUCGUGAACCCUAAGACCAGCAGGGUCAAUAAGGUGUACGCAGAGUAUAACUCACUAAACCAUAUGUAUAACCUUGGCGCUCACAUCACUUGGGCUAAGGAUCCCGUGUGCUGCGAUUGCCCUCCCUUUGUUACUAGCUGCAAGUGUCCUAUUUAGUAGGCGCUGGAAUGAUAAAGCCUGGAUUUUCCCUGUCAAAUGUGGAACCCGAUAUCCAGCCUUUCCAAUAUUCAGACCUCUAGACUUAACUUGGCAGAGGGGACUGCAUUUGGGGGUCUCUUUCUGCUAAACAAUUAGCAGAUCGGAUGAAUGGAGAGUUGACUCCUAACAAUACUUAGCUAUAGACAAUACAAGAGGGGACUCCAAGUUUUGACUUAUUUCAGACUUUAAUAAGGUACUUGCCAAGGCAAAACCAACCUCUAUUAAGGGUAGAUGCAGUCCUUAUUAUAUAAGGAUAUUAAGCCUACUUAUUAUUAUAUUUAUUAGUUAAGCUAUUAAUAUUUAAUUUAUAUAAGAGAGUUAUUUUAUAUUAGUAAAUUAUAAAUUAGGUAGUGCUUUUUUUAUUUAAUUAGAUAAUAUUUUUU
This is a messenger RNA of Fusarium redolens, 1530 nucleotides long. RefSeq lists its product as uncharacterized. Lineage: Eukaryota; Fungi; Ascomycota; Sordariomycetes; Hypocreales; Nectriaceae. The record is from RefSeq and is a predicted model, not a curated record. The coding region runs from base 362 to 1105 and encodes 247 amino acids. The transcript is spliced from 2 exons.